UUUACCGUAGCAAGAAGAACAAAAAAAACGCAAAGAAACUCUAAAAAACAGUGAAGAUGGCAAGCCAAAAUCUUACUGCAACGUUGCUUCUCUUCACCACCUUUCUCUUCAUUUCCCGAUCAAUCUCAGCCGUUCAUUCUCCUCCACUACUAAACGCAACAACCAACGAUCUAACUUUCAUCCGAACAAGCUGCAACGCUACUCUAUACCCAGACCUCUGCUUCAACUCUCUCGCCGGCUACGCCUCCGCCGUUCAAAGCAGUCCGGCGAGGCUAACCAAACUAGCUAUCGGAGUUACCAUUUCAAAAGCUAAAUCAACGGCUGUUUUGCUUUCCAAGUUCUCGCGCUCAGCAACCAAAGUCAAAGACUGUGCUUCUUACCUUAAAGACGCACUCGACGAGAUGAGAGAUUCACUCCGAACACUACGCAACAUUAGCCGCGGAGUAGGCAUUGGUGCGGCUCCGUCUUCGGUGGAGAUGUUUAGGUUCAAGAUGAGUGACGUGCAGACGUAUAUGAGUGCAGCAUUGACGUAUGAGGAUACGUGUACGGACGAAUACGAAGAAAUGGAUGAAGCUGGAGGGACCAAGACGGCUGUUUAUGAUCGGGUGAAUAAUCUGAAGAGGUUAACUAGUAAUGCUCUUGCGCUUGUUAACAGUUAUGCCAAUAAUGGAGCUCCAUGAGAUGAGAUCAUGAAAGAGUUUUGUAACUUUUAAUUUAAAUGUUUCUUCUGAUGAUUUUCUUUACUUUGUUAAAUAUUUCUUUUGAUAAUUUAAUAUAUUAUGGGUU
Brassica oleracea var. oleracea is the source of this 786-nucleotide messenger RNA. RefSeq names its product 21 kDa protein-like. Bases 57 to 680 code for a protein of 207 amino acids. Lineage: Eukaryota; Viridiplantae; Streptophyta; Magnoliopsida; Brassicales; Brassicaceae. Gene Ontology annotation, molecular function: enzyme inhibitor activity. The record is from RefSeq and is a predicted model, not a curated record. The transcript has a single exon. Gene Ontology annotation, biological process: negative regulation of catalytic activity.